Racocetra persica is the source of this 2301-nucleotide messenger RNA. The record is from the annotation of a GenBank genome assembly. Lineage: Eukaryota; Fungi; Glomeromycota; Glomeromycetes; Diversisporales; Gigasporaceae.
CUCAUCAGAAUUUAGGUUAUUAGCAAUAUCUUGUAUCAAUCGUAAAGAUAUGAUAGAUUAUAAAAAAAAUUCUAGCAAAAUGCAUCCGACGGAAAUUCCUAAUAAUGGAUUUACUUUCGUUUUUGUUAUUAAUAAUGAUUAUUCAAUCAAUUAUAUUGAUAAUAUGGGAUUGCCGAUUAAAUAUGGUGGAAUAGUCAAAUUUUUUUCUAAAGAGAACUAUAUGACUAAUCGAAAAACUGAAAAAGAUAAACUAAGAACAGACAAAAGCAAUCAAGAAAAUGCUGAUAGGCACUUUCUUAUUCUUUUAACAUUUUCAGGGAUCUAUAAGUACCAGAUGAAGAAUAAAUCUAUUAAUAACAUACAAAAGUUAAAAUACCCACAAAGAAUAUACAACGCCAUUAUUAAUAACUUAGAUCCACUUUUUGAACAAUCUGAACAAUCUGAAACCGAUUCACUGAUUGAUACUAUGAGAGAAGAUUUUAAGUAUAUAGAACUUUAUGAUUUAAAGACCAACCAAUUGGUAAAUACUUUUCGGAGACAGAUUCCUCACAAAUCGAUCGUGAUUGAUUUUCCUUAUCGUUAUGCAGUAUCAAACAAUGGCAAAUUAUUAGCAUAUGAAAGCGUUAAUAAAAUAAUCAAAUUAUAUUUUAUUGAAUGCGGUCUUGAAAUAGCAGAGCUUAUUAUUGCAAAUCCAGAAUUCAUUAAUGUUGAUUUUAUUGCUUUUUUUCACAAUGACGAGAUGUUACUUAUUUAUUCUUCAGGAAAGAAGUUGUCUAUCUGGAAUAUUUUCGGAACAUUACGAGAUUCUGUUAGAUUAGAAAAUCCCAAAUUUACCAUAGAUCUUAAUGUAGAUUUUUACAAUAUGGUGCAAUCAAAUUCAUUCAUGGUCGUUAAAAAGGCUAACAAUCUUGUUAUUUAUGAUGAUUUAAUCGUAGAUAAAUAUUUGAAAUAUUUGAAGAAAAGUGAUAAACAUGAUUGGAUGAAACUAUCAGAAGAUUAUUUCUUGAGACAAGGUCUCAAUAAAAAUAUCCGAGAUCUUCAUGAUAAAGAAUCUAAAUUAGAUGAAUAUUAUUAUAUAUUUGAACCUUGGUUGCUUGAUGAUGAUAAUAAUUUAAGCAGUCCACAAUGUUCGUUUUAUCUAGAUGAGAAAAAGGAAAAGCUGCUUUUAAUUGGAAAUCAUACUGUUCAAGUUUGGUACGAUCAAGGCCCCAAGAGAAGAACUCUUGAAUUCAUCUACAUGCCUUUAGCUCCCUUUUUAAAUAUACCUGAGGUAGAAAAAUGGGAAUCCAAAAUAAUAAAAGUAAUGGAAAUCGAGCUUUGUAUCGGAAAAUUCAAGCUUAAUAUUCUAACUGAAGAUACUAAAGAUUCUUUCCAAAUUAAAAUAGAAGAUGAAGACGAUAUUAUAAAUGUAGCAAAAUAUGCUUGUGAGACACUUAAAUAUUUCUCUAUUUAUAAAAAGUCUGAACAGACUUUUUAUGGUGAUGAUAAAAAAUUAAAAUUGGAAAAAUUGGAUAGCAUAAUCGAACAAACACGAAAAAUAAUCUUAAGAUUUAUUAGAUUGUACCCAACUAAAUGGCGUUUAUUAGAUAUUCGCUAUAAUUUAAUGUGUGUUCUUAUUGAGUCUGGGGAUUAUGAACUUGUAAAUGACAUUUUAUCUUUCGGAGAAUUAAUUCAUAUACCACAAUACUCUGCUUGGUCAGGUGAAAUAAAUGCAAUUCAUACUGCCCUUUUGGAUCACGAAGAUCAUACAAUGCUGGCAUGCUUUUUAGAAUAUUAUUCUAAAAAUGCAAUUCAUAAUCUUGAAUGGAUGAAUACAGUUGUGGACAUCAUACCAGAAUUAUAUUAUAUAAAACCUUAUAAAUAUUAUGCUCAAAAAUUAUUGUAUAAUCCCUGCUUUUGUAACAAGCAAUUGGAUUUAUUCUCUUUUGAAUUUAUCGAAAUUUUACCAAGGUCAAAUGAUCUAUUGAAAGUUCUUAUACCUAUAACACAGUUGAUUCCAUUGGAUUCCGAGUUGAAUCUACAAGUGAUCGAUUAUAAUAAAAUUGUUGAUGUUCGAAUGGUACCUUUAACAAAUUUCACAACAAAUAAAAUAAUAUCAGAUAUAAGAGAAAGAAAACCUAGAAAUUUUCUAAAGAGAUUAAUUUCUCCUAGUCAACAUUCAUCUCUUAAGGAGGAGGAUUACAGUCCCUUUAUUAAGCUCGUAAAAAGAGGUGAACGGGAUCUUUUAUAUGAAAACCCUUCAAUGGGAGCUGUCAUUAAUUGGAUGUGGCAUUCUUCUAAAUUCUACUGGCAUAGAAACUU